Messenger RNA from Meyerozyma guilliermondii ATCC 6260, 1848 nucleotides. RefSeq lists its product as uncharacterized. Gene Ontology annotation, cellular component: cytosol. The record is from RefSeq and is a predicted model, not a curated record. NCBI's taxonomy places the organism in Eukaryota, Fungi, Ascomycota, Pichiomycetes, Serinales, Debaryomycetaceae. The coding region runs from base 1 to 1848 and encodes 615 amino acids. The transcript has a single exon. Gene Ontology annotation, molecular function: epoxide hydrolase activity; aminopeptidase activity; zinc ion binding. Gene Ontology annotation, biological process: proteolysis.
AUGCUCAGACGUCCCAAAGUGUCCCCGGAGCUUGAUCCGUCCACGUUAUCCAACUAUGGUGAUUUCAUCGUACACAAGACCCAGUUGGACUUGGCAGUUGACUUUGACAAAAACCGGGUUUCCAGUUGCGUUUCUUUAAAUGUGACUAACAGAACCAAUACCCAUCAAGUUGUGCUCGAUAGCUCGUAUCUCGUUAUUCAUUCGGCUUCCAUAAAUGGCAUAAGCACUCCGUUUGAUGUUGCUGAGCGUCAGACCCUCGGUUCCAAAGUCACCAUAAAAAUUCCGCCAGAAAUGAAAAUUUCAGAAUUGACCAUCACCAUAGAGUCAGAGACCACAUACGAGUGCACGGCACUCCAGUUUCUUCCCGCUGAAGCCACAGAUGGUGGUGUGGGUCCAUACUUGUUUUCGCAAUGUCAAGCCAUUCACGCACGAAGUUUGUUUCCAUGCUUCGACACUCCCGCAGUCAAAUGUCCCUACGAGAUGCUGGUAACGUCUCCGUACCCUUCUGUGAUGUCUGGAAGACCAUUGGGUGUUUCUGGAAAUAUGUACCGGUUUUCUCAGCCGGUUCCCAUUCCGUCGUAUCUCGUCGCCGUAGCUUCUGGAGACAUUAAAAGUGCCCCAAUUGGACCUAGAUCGCUGGUGUAUUGCGAGCCAUUGAAACUUGAGGUUUGCCAGCACGAGUUCCAGGCAGAUAUGGAACAUUUUUUGCAAGCGGCAGAGUCGCUCGUUUUCAAAUAUGAAUGGGAGCGUUACGAUGCUUUGGUGCUUCCGCUGAGUUUUCCCUACGGAGGAAUGGAGAAUCCCAAUAUCACGUUUGUGACUCCAACUUUGAUCUCUGGCGACCGGGAAAACGUCGAUGUCAUUGCUCACGAAUUGGCUCAUUCUUGGUCGGGAAACUUGGUGACAAACUGCUCGUGGGAACAUUUUUGGCUCAAUGAAGGUUGGACAGUUUACUUGGAAAGAAGAAUUCUCGGCAAACUUCACGGCAAUGCCACCAGAGAUUUCAGUGCCAUCAUAGGAUGGACCGACCUAGAAAACUCAAUUGCAGCAAUGGGACCUUCUGCAGAAAGAUGGUCGAUGCUUGUGCACAAUCUUAAGGAUGGGUCUGAUCCGGACGAUGCAUUUUCAACGGUUCCUUAUGAAAAAGGCUCGACUUUGCUCUACCAUAUCGAGACAUUAAUUGGCCAGGAAAAGUUCGAUAAGUUCAUUCCCCACUACUUCCACACAUUUAGGUACAAAUCGCUCGAUACGUACCAGUUUAUCGACUGUCUCUACAGCUUUUUUGCCGACUUCAAGUCGGUAUUGGAUACCAUUGACUGGGAAUCUUGGUUGUACAAACCAGGAAUGCCGCCGGUAAAACCUGAUUUCGACACCUCCAUGGUGGACCAGUGUUACCAGUUGGCAGACAAGUGGUACCAUCACUCCCUCAAAAACAAAUUCCAUAAAUUUUCAAGUGAAGAUAUUAAAUCUUUCACCGCCAACCAGUCGGUGGUUUUCUUGGAUACUCUUAUAGCUUUCGACAAACUCGACUUCAAAUGGAAACACCACCUCGAUGCAUUAAAUACCAUGGCCUCGGUUUACCAGGAAUACUCCAAAUCAACCAAUGCCGAAGUUUUGUUCCGAUGGUAUGUUCUUCAAGUCACCGGCCACAACCAAGAAUAUUACUCCCGGCUUGGAGAAUGGCUCGGAACCGUUGGUCGUAUGAAGUUUGUUCGCCCCGGAUACGUGCUUUUGAACAAGGUAGACCGCUCAAUGGCUCUUCAUUACUUUGAAAAAUUCCACAACCGCUACCAUGCCAUUUGCAAGAGUAUGGUGAGGAGAGAUUGGGACUUGAUAAAGACUAAAUAA